Messenger RNA from Austrofundulus limnaeus, 7391 nucleotides. Its product is annotated as titin. Bases 309 to 6677 code for a protein of 2122 amino acids. The record is from RefSeq and is a predicted model, not a curated record. Lineage: Eukaryota; Metazoa; Chordata; Actinopteri; Cyprinodontiformes; Rivulidae. Gene Ontology annotation, molecular function: protein binding. The transcript is spliced from 4 exons.
UAUUUCCAGCUUCAUUACUUAAAGUGCAAUAUUUAUCUGCUGAGUAACGUUCAAGGUUUUCAUAGCUGCUGACCCAUAGGCUAAAUAGAGUUUGAAAGAAUGACCAGCUGUCCAGUGCAACUCUAGAUUAUUUUUAGUCUCUACUUACUUUUGGAGCUAAAGCAGGCAGUGACUAGUAGAGGGAUGAGUCACUGCUGAAGAGCCUUGGAGGGUUCUCCACACUAAAAGUUGUUUAUCACUCCAAGCAAGCUGGAUUAAAGUUCACUUUUGUCUCCUAKAUUUUAGCCCAAAUCGAAGAAGGUAAAAAGAUGGAAACAACUGACAAUGAAAUGAAAGAUAAACCUGAAGAAAAACCUCAAAUCCCCAAAUUAAAUGGACAGUCAGCUUCUUCUGCAGAGAAUCAAGAAAACAGUGCUCAGGUCCAAACUGUCUCCAAAACAGAUAAAGAAAAUGCUAUUAAGCCAAAACUCCAGAUAACUUUUAACACAUUCACGGUCAAGAAUGGGGCAGAUCUAAAAGUAGAGAUCCCUGUGACUGGGCACCCUGCACCAAAGAUUGAAUGGCAAAAAGAUGGUCAGGCAGUUAAGGAAACAUCAAGGCUAGAGGUUUUAACUAAAGCAUCACUGACUGUCCUACAUAUCAGACAUGCUGCCAGGGAGCACUUUGGGCAGUAUUCUGUUACAGCCAGCAACAGUGCUGGAAAAGACACAGGUGAAGUCACUGUGGUUGUUCUUGAGAGGCCAGAUCCACCUUCAGGGCCUGUGAGGGUUGAUGAGGUCAGUUCUGACUAUGUUAUUAUCUCUUGGGAGCCACCUGAAUAUACAGGAGGCUGUCAGCUAGACAAUUACAUAGUGGAGAAACGGGAAACUACAAGUACAGAGUGGCAAACUGUGUCAGCAACAACAGUAAGAACCACAAUCAAAGUCACAAAAUUGAAAACGGGAAAUGAAUACCAGUUCAGAGUGUUUGCCGAAAAUAGGCACGGAAAAAGCACAGCAGUCACCUCUCCAGUUGUGACGGCACAGUAUCCAUUUAGUGUCCCUGCUGCUCCUGGCACUCCCUAUGUGUCCAGUGUGACUAAGUACAACAUGGUGGUUGAGUGGGAGCCUCCACUCAGUGAUGGAGGCAGCCCCAUCACUGGCUAUCACAUUGAACGUAAAGAGAAGAACAGCAUUUUAUGGACCAAGUUAAACAAAUUUGGGAUACCUGACACUCGCUUUAAAACAAGUGGAUUGGAGGAAAGCAUUGAGUAUGAAUUCAGAGUCUUUGCUGAAAAUAUUGCUGGACUAAGUCAAUGUAGUAAUACAUCUGAAUGCUAUGUAGCAAGAGACCCCUGUGAUGCACCUGGGAAACCUGAAGCUGUUGUUGUGACCAGAGACAGCAUCACCCUUCAGUGGGAAAAACCCAAGUAUGAUGGAGGAAGCACUAUUACAGGAUACAUUGUUGAAAAGAAGGAGCUGCCAGAUGGUAGAUGGAUGAAGGCAAACUUCACCAAUGUCAUUGAGAAUCUCUUCACCAUCACAGGUCUUACAGGAGGUCAAAGUUAUGAGUUUAGGGUAACUGCCAAGAACAGUGCUGGUGUUUGGAGUAUGCCCUCAGAAAGCAUCACCAUUCUUGCUCAGGAUGUUAUCGAAGGACCCACUGCAUUUAUUGACCCCAAGUUUAAGAGCACUACUGUUGUUCAAACAGGAGAGGCAUUUGUUAUUGAUGCCGAUUACUUUGGAAAGCCCCUUCCAGAAGUUAGAUGGCUGAAAGAUGGAAAAGAAAUUGACAAAGUUACACCAAGAAUAGAGAUAAAAAGCACUAUCACUCAUACAACGCUCACUGUCAGAGAAUGCACACGUGUGGAUGGAGGGCGGUAUGUCUUGAGCCUCAGUAACAUUGGUGGAAUGACAUCCAUUCCAGUUAAUGUUAAAGUCUUAGACAGACCUGGUCCACCCGAUGGACCACUGAAAGUGAAAGUUGUGAGUGCAGAGAAGUGCAAUCUUCACUGGAAUCCCCCUCUACAAGAUGGAGGUGCUACUGUCACCCAUUACAUUAUUGAAAAAAGAGAGACCAGUCGAGUCACCUGGACAGGGGUUGAACCUCAUGUUGAAGCUGCAAGUUACAAAGUGUCAAAACUCGUACCUGGCAAAGAAUACAUAUUCAGAAUUGCUGGUGUGAAUAAAUUUGGUGUUGGUGAAUUUCUCGAAUCAGAACCUUUUAUUGCUCAAAAUCCUUUCACAACACCUAGCGCACCUUCUACCCCUGUAGCUAGUGCUGUGACCAGUGACUCAGUUCUACUAACAUGGGAAAGGCCUGAAAGUGAUGGAGGCUCAGAGAUUGAUGGCUACAUUCUGGAGAAACGUGACAAAGAGGGUGUCCGAUGGACAAAAUGCAACAAAAGGAGGCUAAAUGACUUGCGUUUUCGAUGCACAGGGCUUACUGAAGGGCAUUACUAUCAGUUUAGAGUUCUUGCAGAGAAUGCUGCAGGWGUGGGUGCACCCAGUGAACCAAGUGAGUAUAUUAAAGUAUGUGAAGCUAUUUACCCUCCUGGUCCACCUAGCAACCCAAAAGUGACAGAUUAUUCCAGCAGCACUGUUUCUCUGUUUUGGUCAAAACCCAUCUAUGAUGGUGGAGCAACCAUUAGUGGGUAUGUUGUUGAGAUGAAAGAAGCAGCAGAGGAUGAAUGGAUUACAUGCACAUCAAGUCCAGGUGUACAGGACACAAACUACACUGUGACAAGACUCAGAGAAAAUACAGAAUACAAUUUUCGCAUAUGUGCAAUAAAUUCUGCUGGUGUUGGAGAACAUGUAGCUCUUCCUGGGUCUGUGGUUCCAAUUGAGAAAGUAGAAGCACCAGAGAUUGAAAUGGACACUGCUUUGAGGAAAACAGUCAAUGUUCGAGCCUGUUCCACCUUACGUCUCUAUGUUACCUUCAGAGGAAAACCAGAACCUGAAAUUAGGUGGUCAAAGGAAAGUGACACUCUAAGCGAGCGUGCUCAGAUUGAGAUAACAAACUCAUAUACUGUUCUACUAAUAGAGAAUGUCAACAGAAAUGACAGUGGAAAGUAUGUGUUGACUGCUGAGAACUGCUGUGGCACUAAAUCAGCAUUCAUCAAUGUCAGAGUUUUGGAUUCCCCCAGUGCACCAAUGGCUUUAGAAGUAAAGGACGUAAAGAGAGACUCUGUAUCCAUCUCCUGGGAACCCCCUCUAAUUGAUGGAGGAGCAAAGAUUUCUCACUACAUUGUAGAAAAGCGUGAGGAGGCCAGGAAAGCUUUCACGAGUGUCUGUGGCAACUGCGUAAGAAAUUUCUAUAAGAUUGACAAUCUACAGGAAGGAUGCUUCUACUACUUCCGUGUCCUGGCAGUAAAUGAGUUCGGCACUGGACUACCAACAGAAACUCCAGAGGCAGUUAAAGUGUCUGAAGCUCCCCUGCCACCUGGCAAAAUCACUCUGAGCGACAUCACUUGUAACAGUGCAAGACUCUCUUGGGAAAAGCCUGAUCAUGAUGGAGGGAGCAAAAUCACAAGUUACAUUGUAGAAAUGCAAGCUGAGGGGGAAGAUACAUGGAUUAAAUAUUCAGAGAGUAAAGCACAAGAAGUGGCUGUAAAUGGGCUGACACAAGGAAAGGAGUAUUUCUUCAGAGUCAGUGCUGUUAAUGAAAAGGGAAGGAGUGAACCAAAAUCUCUGUUGACACCCGUUAUGGUAAAAGAUACCAGUGCUGAACCUGUUUUUAAUCUACUGACCAACACGUUUAGUGUAAAGGCAGGAAAUGAUCUGAAGAUUGAUAUUCCAUUCAUGGGAGUGCCACCACCAAUGGUAGCCUGGAAAAGAGAGGGAAAUACCCUGAAAGAGACAAGCAGGAUAAAUGUACGCACAUCUGACARGACGUCUCAAAUUAUUAUCAAAGACGCAACCAGGAUUGAUGCUGGUACAUAUAAGAUAAUUUUAACUAAUUCCAUAGGAACUGCAUCAGCUGAAAUCUUUGUGAAUGUUUAUGAAAGACCUGGACCACCUACUGACCUCAGCAUAGAUGAUGUGAGCGCUGACUUUGUGUCUCUAUCAUGGCAGCCCCCAUUUUACACUGGUGGGUGUCCGAUAAGUAACUACAUUGUUGAAAAAAGAGACACGGGCAGCUCAAUAUGGCAGACUGUGUCAGCAACAGUCGCAAGAUCAUCAGUCAAAAUUUCCCGUCUGACACAAGGCACUGAAUAUCAAUUUCGUGUUGCUACAGAGAAUCGUUAUGGAAAAAGCCCGUUCAUUGAAACAGAUACUAUAGUUGCCCAGUAUCCUUUCAGGCCACCUGGUCCACCAACCAGCCUCCAUGUUGUGCAGGCCUCAAAGUCUGUAAUGACCAUUGCUUGGAGCCAGCCAGACAGUGACGGUGGCAGCCCUAUUAUUGGUUAUCAUAUUGAAAGCAAAGAUCAAAGUAGUAUUUUAUGGACAAAACUAAACCGAAACCCAGUGACGGAGAACCAAUAUAAAGUUACAAGUGUUGAAGAAGGUCUUGUAUAUGAGUUCAGGGUCUGUGCUGAAAAUAUGGCUGGUGCUGGACCCUGCAGUCAGACGUCUGAACCUGUACCAGCAAGAGACCCAUGUGAGCCUCCUUACAAUCUCACAGUAACCAAUGUGACAAACGCUUCAGUUUCACUCUCAUGGGACAAACCAAAAUACGACGGAGGGGCUAAAGUAACUGGCUACAUUGUUGAGCGUAAAGAACUGCCAGAUAGUUGCUGGCUUAAGUGCAACUUCACAAAUUUAUUGGACACCUUCCUGGAAGUGACAGAACUCACAGAGGGUGAACAAUAUGAUUUUCGUGUCAUUGCAAAGAAUGCAGCUGAUCUCUUCAGUGCACCCUCUGAAACCACUGGGCCUAUUACAGUCCAGCAUGAUGUGGAGCCACCCAAAAUUAUCUUGGAUGACCAAUUUAGACAGGUGGUAGUGGUCAAAGCUGGAGAGCUUCUAAGAAUAGAUGCUGACAUCUCUGGCCGCCCUAAUCCAACUGUGUCUUGGUUAAAAAAUGGAAGAAAUACUGGGACCAAAGGAAGAGUUGAGAUAAUGGCAACAAAGACUCAUACCUCUUUCCUUAUCAGAGAGUGUGUUAGGAAAGAUUCUGGGCAGUAUACUCUGACCUUGCAAAAUACAGCUGGUACUACGUCGAAAGUUAUCACCUGCAAGGUGCUGGACAGGCCAGGCCCUCCAGCUGGCCCUCUGGAAGUGUCUGGCCUGUCAGCAGAAAAGUGCACAUUGUCUUGGGGACCCCCUCAAGAAACUGGUGGUGCAGAAAUUUUACAUUAUGUUGUUGAAAAGUGUGAAACAAGUCGUGUUUCCUGGACUCUUUUGUAUGGAGACAUGAUGGCAACAUCUUGUAAGGUAACAAAGCUUCUCAAAGGAAAUGAGUACCUGUUUAGGGUGAGGGCAGUCAACAAAUAUGGGGACGGUGAGGUUUUGGAGAGUGUGCCAAUAAAAGCCAUGGAUCCCUUCACUGUCCCAUCUGCUCCAACAGAUGUGGAGGUCUCAAGUGCGACCAGUGACACAAUGACUGUCUGCUGGAAAAGGCCUGUCUCUGAUGGUGGUAGUCCUAUCAGUGGUUACAUCAUUGAGAAAAGGGAAAAGCAUGGUGUUCGCUGGGUCAGGGUCAAUAAAAAAACUGUCUAUGACCUACGAGUUAAGGCCUCAGGCCUACACGAGGGAUGRGAGUAUGAAUUUAGAAUUUUUGCUGAAAAUACUGCAGGUCUAAGUGAGCCUAGUAUACCAUGUCCUCUUACUCUGGCAGAAGAUCCCAAGUUUCUCCCCUCCCCUCCAACAAAGCCCACUGUAGUUGAUUCAUCCAGGUCAUCCAUCUUUCUGACAUGGAACAAGCCUUUGUUUGAUGGGGGAGCACCAAUUACAGGGUACAAAGUUGAAUUCAGAAAAUCAACAGAGGAAGACUGGACUGUUGGUGUUCACAACACAGAUAAAACUGAAUGUACAGUAACUGGACUCACAACUGGAGCAGAAUAUGUUUUUACAGUUAGAUCRAUCAAUAAGAUGGGUAUCAGUGAACCCAGUCCUGAAACAGAUCCUGAAAUAGCCAUUGACAGAGAGGAGGAGCCCAGAUUCGAUAUUAGCCCRGAGAUGAGGAAGACCUUGCUUGUUAAAGAUGGCAGUUGCUUCACCUUGACCGUGCCUUUCACAGGCAAACCUACUCCUAGUGUGUCAUGGGACAAAGUAGAUGUAGAUCUUAGGGUAAGAGGAGUUAUCAGCACCAGCAGUACUGUCACAUCUAUUUCAGUGGAACAGGCAACGCGUGAUGAUUCUGGCAAAUACACAGUGAAACUCCAAAARGUUGCUGGAUCUGCAUCUUUAACCCUGAAUGUGAGGGUUUUGGAUUCACCUGGGCCUCCGAACAACAUAACAGUCAAAGAUGUGACUAAGAACUCUGCUACUGUUACCUGGGACAUCCCUGAGAAUGAGGGAGGAGCCCCUGUGAAGAACUACCUUGUAGACAUAAAAGAAAUUAGUAGGAAGGGGUGGACAAGACUCACGGACAAAUGUCGCCGACUGUCCUACAAGGUUUCUGACCUGGAGGAGGGAGGAAUCUACUUCUUCAGAGUCACUGGUGAAAARGAGUAUGGCACUGGGGUUCCAGCUGAGACCAAAGAAGGAACAAAAAUGACAGAUCCAACAGACUGGGAAACAAACCAAGGAGCUUAGCUUGUUCCCCCCCGAGUUGAAGUAAUCAUCGCUUCAUCAUCUAACAAGAUUUGCCUUCUUUUUUAACUUCCAAUACAUUCAGUUGUUUUUAAAGUUGUUUGUUCAGUUAUGCUCAUCCUUUGUUUAACUGCUCUUUUUUGGUAACUAAAUGAUCUAUAACUUGCUGUAAAACUAAAACUAUUUAUAAGGUAUUAAAGUAACAUUUUUCUUUAAUUUUAUUUUUUAUUGUAUCAUGUAUUUUAGAUUGUUUCACUGGGUGUUCUUGCAAGCUUUUAAAGGUUUUGGUAUUUUAAAUUAAUUUUGUGUUGCAUGUUUGAGCCCAAUGUCAAAGAUAAGUCUCCAUUUUAUGGAAUGUUAUGGACAAUAAUGUUAUCUGGGUUGAUUAAAGUACUUGUUUUAGAUAGUAUUAUGAAUAACAGAUUUUUUUUUCAUAGAAUGGAAGAGUACCUUUACUGUUGUGUUUUAAAACUGCAAUAAGACAAUGCUGAGUUUAAGUUAUACUCAGUAAUCGGACUAAAGCAAAAGUAUCAAUGCAGCAAAAAUAAAACACUGCAAAAAGCYUUGUCUGAGAUUUGUAAAUUCGAUUUUGGACAAAUAAACCAAGUUCUCUAAAUUUCUGGGUAUCAUGUCAUUUUAAAUGCAGUGUUUUAUGUAUAUCUGCUAGAGUGAUUCUGUGUAAUUUUAUUUCUUUAUAAAAGAGGAAAAUACUUUUAA